This is a messenger RNA of Saprolegnia parasitica CBS 223.65, 3515 nucleotides long. RefSeq lists its product as hypothetical. Lineage: Eukaryota; Oomycota; Saprolegniomycetes; Saprolegniales; Saprolegniaceae. The transcript has a single exon. The coding region runs from base 1 to 3417 and encodes 1138 amino acids. Gene Ontology annotation, molecular function: protein binding; histone acetyltransferase activity; chromatin DNA binding. Gene Ontology annotation, cellular component: histone acetyltransferase complex; transcription regulator complex. The record is from RefSeq and is a predicted model, not a curated record. Gene Ontology annotation, biological process: positive regulation of transcription by RNA polymerase II.
AUGAUGCCACAGCAGCCAGGCAUGAUGCAGCCGCAAUCUGGCAUGAUGCCGCAGCAGCCGGGCAUGAUGCCGCAGCAACCUGGCAUGAUGCCGCAGCAACCUGGCAUGAUGCCGCAGCAACCUGGCAUGAUGCCGCAGCAGCCGGGCAUGAUGUCGCAACACCCCGGUAUGAUGCCGCAGCAGCCGGGCAUGAUGCCGCCCAACAUGGUGGCGAUGCAGCAGCAGCAGCUCAUGCAGCAGCAGAAGCAGCAGAUCGAGGUACUCAAGAAGCGCUUCAGCGAGUGGACGCCCGAACAGCUCCACGCGCACAGCAAGAAGCUCGAGGCACUGGCCGAGUCGCUGCGUAGUCACAUGCAGAAGAGCGCGGUCGAUGCCAACAAGCAGAUGGAGCUCUUCCAAGGGUCCAUGGACCCGGCCGCCCGGCAGCGGUACCAGCACGCAGCCAUGGACGCGCAGCGGCAGCUCCAAGACUUUAAGGCCAAGUACCAGCGCUGCCUCACGCAGUACAAGAUCAUCUCGUUUACGAUCCAGAGCCGGUCGGCGUCAAUCUCGACGCCGCCAACGCCGCCCGCGCCCGCGUCGACGCCGCCGUCCGCGACAACGACCGUCGCGACUCCGCCCGAGACGACCACCAUGUCGCCAGAGCACGCCAAGCCCGAGCCGAUGGCCAAGAAGAUGAAGCCCGAGCCCAAGCCCGAGGUCGCGAUGCCGGCGGACGAGCCGCCGGCCGACGCCGCGUCGCCGUCGACGUACAUGCUGCCGCAGAUGACCGACAUGGAGAUCCGAGCGCACGUGGCGUCGCUCCAGUCGCAGCACUGUGCGUCGCUCACGGUCGCGCAGCUCAAGAAGAAGCUCGAGCCGCUGCUUCGGAGCAUGAUGGACCACAAGUUUGGGUGGGUCUUCUCGUCGCCAGUGGACCCGAUCGCGCUCAACAUCCCCAACUACUUUGACAUUAUCCGGCGGCCCAUGGACUUUGGCACGAUCAAGAAGAAGCUGGACGCGAACCUGUACAAGCAUCUGGCGCCGUUCGCGGCCGACGUGCGGCUCACGUUUCGGAACGCGAUGACGUACAACAACGAAGAGUCGGACGUCCAUCAGCUCGCCAAGGACAUGCUGGGCGACUUUAACGCGGAGCUGAGCAAGGUCGAGAAGGAAGUCGCGGCCGACGAGGCGAGUGCGCGCGCGCGGGACGGCGCGUGCAAGCUCUGCGGCAUGGAGUCGAUGGUCUUUGAGCCCGCAAUUCUGUACUGCAACGGCGAGUGCAACACGCGCAUUCGGCGCAACUGCUACUACUACUGCGCGCCGGACAACAAGUACCACUGCUGCACCAACUGCUUUCCCGCGUUGCCCGAAUCCAUCUCGGCGCCCUCGAACGACGGCGGCCCGUACGAGAAGAGUGGUCUCGUCCGCAAGAAGAACGACGAAGUCCACGAAGAGCCAUGGGUCCAGUGCGACCAUUGCAACCAGUGGGUGCACCAGGUUUGCGCACUUUUCCACCACAAGCCCGGGUCGGAGAGCAACACGAACGAGAAGGCGACCAACAUGAACACGGCGUUCCACUGCCCCGAGUGUCUCCUCUCGCUGCGCGCCAAGACGCCGUCGGCGUUUCCUGUUGAGAAGAAGCUCUUAUCGGCCAAGCAUCUGCCGCGCUCCAAGCUCUCGGACUUUCUGGAGCGCCGCGUGCAGCACUUGCUCGCGAAGGAGGCGGAGGCCGAUCCGUCAACAGGCAAGGCCGAUGCGCUCGUGAUCCGCCAAGUGAGCAACAUUGAGAAGCAGCUCAUCGUGCGUGACAAGAUGUAUGCGCGCUACAAGGAACACAAGUACCCGUCCGAGCACCGGUUCAAGUCCAAGUGUCUCUGCAUGUUUCAAGAGACGCACGGCGUCUCGGUGCUGCUCUUUGGCAUGUACGUGCACGAAUUCGACGAGCAAGAGAGCGCGGCUAACCAGCGCCGCGUCUACGUGUCGUACCUCGACUCGGUCAACUACCUCGAGCCCGUGCAUUUGCGCACCAAGGUCUACCACGAGAUCCUCAUUGGGUACCUCGAGUUUGUCAAGCAGCGCGGCUUCCACACCGCGCACAUUUGGGCCUGCCCGCCGCUCAAGGGCGACGACUACAUCUUGUAUUGCCACCCCGAGUCGCAGAAGACGCCCAAGAGCGACCGUCUCCGGCAGUGGUACGUCCAGAUGCUGCUCAAGGCCAAGGACGAAGGCAUCGUCGUCGACAUCCACAACAUGUACGACGAGUAUUGGAGCCACGCGGGCGCGUCGCCGAUGGCGCUGCCGUACUUUGAAGGCGACUACUGGGUCGGUCUCGCCGAAGACCUCAUCGAGAAGAUGGACGAGGAAGAGAAGGCAGACGCCAAGACGAAGAAGCCCGCGAAAGCGAGCGUCAACAAGCUCUCGAAGCCCAACAAGCGCCAAGGCAAGGACAAGGACAAGAGCGAGGCCGAAGUCAUCGAGUUCUCGGACCCGCUCAUGGCCAAGCUCGGCGAGGUCAUCAAGCCGAUGAAGGAAGACUUUCUCGUCGUGAACCUCUUUCCGUGCUGCAAGACUUGCAAGACCGUCGUGGGCGCGGGCACGGUGUGGAAGGAAACGAAGCCCGCGCCCAAGACGUCGGCGGCGUUUGUCUGCGACAACUGCUACCAAGCGAGCCCGCUCCCCGACGCCGCGUGGGUGCCCACGUCGCUGCCGCUUGUGCUCCGAGACAAGUGCGUCGACCCGGACGAGCUUCUCGAGAGCGAAGUCUUUGAUACGCGCCAAGCGUUCCUCUCGCUCUGCCAAGCCAACCACUACCAGUUUGACGACCUCCGACGGGCCAAGCACACGUCCAUGAUGACGUUGUACCACGUCGGUCAGCCGCCGAACGGGUACGUGUACAGCUGCAACGUGUGCUCGGCCGACAUCACGUCGGGCACGCGCUGGCACUGCAACACGUGCCCGGACUAUGACGUGUGCGAGUCGUGCCACACCAAGAAGGCCCAAGUCCACGUGCACAUCCUCGAGGCCAUCGGGACGCUCAACGACACGAUGCGCAAGGCCCGGGAAGAGCGCGCGAAGAGCAUUGCGCUGCACAUGCAGCUCUUGGUGCAUGCGAGCAGCUGCAACGCCGAGAAGGGCAACUGCACGUCGCUCAACUGCGAGAAGAUGAAGGAGCUGCUGCGGCACGGCGGCAACUGCAAGCUCCGCGCGACCGGCGGCUGCACAAUUUGCCGGCGCGUCUGGGCGCUGCUGCAGAUCCAUGCGCGCCAGUGCCGCAACGCCGAGUGCUCGGUGCCGCGCUGCAAGGACCUCCGCGAACACCUCCGCAAGCUCGCGCUCCAGCAACAGCUCAUGGACGACCGCCGCCGCGCGGCCGUGACGGAGCAGUACCGCCAGCUCAACACGACGGAGGCGCCGGUCGAAGGUGCAUCGGCCUAGGUAGAGUGUCUUGUGUCGACGAUCGUGACUUCGAUGUAGAACCGAGUUGCGCCACGUAGUAGUGUAAUGAUCCAAUAGUUAGAGAUUUUUUAGUCCCA